AUGACCAUUCCUACUUUAAUGGGCCUGAUUCAUUAUAAGAAAGGGUUCUCCUGGUCCGCAGUUUUUGUCAGCUUUCCGUGGAAUAUAAACCACACCUCAAUCGAACACGAAAGACGACCUACAGAUAAAUACCGCAACCCUGGAACGAAAAAAGGAACAGUGGGGGAUCUCCUAAUAACAAACCGACGAAAACAUCACUUUGCACACGAGGAAGUUGGGAUAGACUCUCCAAUUCGACAAGCAAAGCCUGCCCCGCUGCACAAGGGAUGCGUUAGAGCUGUAUUCCAAGAUAAUGACGACGAGAAGAAACAGUUGGUGAAGAGACGGAGACGGAACUCUGCCACUGGGAAUGAACGAAGUUGUCUUACGACACUUACCGAGGACGAGAUGCCCUGCCGCUUAUCCUCAACACUAGCAACCGCAAGUACUUACCAAGUAUAUGGAGCCGGCCAAUUUGUAAUCGUUGCCACCCAAGCGUACGAAAGAAAAGAUGACGAUUUCAGCAUCAAGGAAAUGAUUGAUAUCAUUGUUAAAGAAAAACCAAGCAAGAUGAAGAAGGUGACGAGCAAUGCGGCAAAUGAUGUACUUACCAAGUAUAUGGAGCCGACCAAGCAAGAUGAAGACGGUGACGGGCUGCGUACUUACUAA
Molecule: messenger RNA, 648 nt
Organism: Paraglomus brasilianum
Lineage: Eukaryota; Fungi; Glomeromycota; Glomeromycetes; Paraglomerales; Paraglomeraceae
Source: the annotation of a GenBank genome assembly